AUGCACCGGCUCAUCCUUGUCUACACGCUAGUCUGCGCAAACUUUUGCAGCUACCGGGACAGUUCUGCCACGCCGCAGAGCGCAUCUAUCAAAGCUUUGCGUAACGCCAACCUCAGGCGAGAUGAGAGCAAUCACCUCACAGACUUGUACCGAAGAGAUGAGACCAUCCGGGUGACAGGACACGGCCACGUGCAGAGUCCCCGCUUCCCAAACAGCUACCCUCGCAACCUGCUUCUGACCUGGCGGCUCCACUCCCAGGAGAAAACAAGGAUACAGCUAGCCUUUGACAAUCAGUUUGGAUUAGAGGAAGCGGAAAAUGAUAUCUGUAGGUAUGAUUUUGUAGAAGUUGAAGACAUAUCUGAAACCAGUACUGUUAUUAGAGGACGAUGGUGUGGACACAAGGAAGUUCCUCCAAGGAUAACAUCAAGAACAAACCAGAUUAAAAUAACGUUCAAGUCUGAUGACUACUUUGUGGCUAAACCUGGAUUCAAGAUUUAUUAUUCUUUUGUGGAAGAUUUCCAACCUGCAGCAGCCUCAGAGACCAACUGGGAGUCAGUCACAAGCUCUAUCUCAGGGGUAUCCUAUCACUCUCCAUCAGUAACGGACCCCACUCUCACUGCGGAUGCUCUGGACAAAACGAUUGCAGAAUUUGAUACUGUAGAAGAGCUGCUCAAGCACUUCAAUCCAGAAUCAUGGCAAGAAGAUCUUGAGAAUCUGUAUUUGGAUACCCCUCAUCAUCGAGGCAGAUCAUAUCAUGACAGGAAGUCAAAAGUUGACCUGGACAGGCUCAAUGACGAUGUCAAGCGUUACAGUUGCACUCCCAGGAAUUACUCUGUCAACUUGAGAGAAGAGCUGAAGCUUACCAAUGUGGUCUUCUUUCCACGCUGCCUCCUUGUGCAGCGUUGCGGAGGAAACUGUGGCUGUGGAACUGUCAACUGGAAGUCCUGUACGUGCAAUUCAGGGAAAACUGUGAAAAAGUAUCACGAGGUGUUAAAGUUUGAACCUGGCCAUUUCAAGAGGAGGGGCAGAGCGAAGCACAUGGCUCUCGUUGACAUCCAGUUGGAUCACCAUGAGCGGUGCGACUGUAUCUGCAGCUCAAGACCACCUCGAUAA
Molecule: messenger RNA, 1113 nt
Organism: Rangifer tarandus platyrhynchus (Svalbard reindeer)
Lineage: Eukaryota; Metazoa; Chordata; Mammalia; Artiodactyla; Cervidae
Source: the annotation of a GenBank genome assembly